UGAGACGGAAGGCUUAAAGACCUGGAAGGAAUGACUAAAGAGUGUUUUGAUCCCUUAUUGCCAUGGAGAUGCAAACUCCAAAGGACUGUCAGGCCAAGAGAGUCCAAAGAAUAAAGGCUUGAUCAGGAAGAUGCAAUGAGGUCUAGAGGCACAUGUAAAGUGCACUAGUUCUAGAAAGUUCCAGCCUUCUUGGCUUGUGAUAUCAUAGAAUUCUUAGAAUGCUUCCAGUAACGGUUGUUUCAACUGCUGGAACAAAUGGUACAAGAGCUCAGAGGUUUCAAAUGCUAUCUAAAGGGAAGUACGAAGUAGCUUGAAUUUAGAGCAUCGGGAGUUCCUCAACAUGCCUCAGGAUGAAGAGGACCCAGAGAUGGCCUUUCCCCUCCCAAUCCCAGCAGAGGCUGAAGACAAUCUAGAGUGGAACAUAGGAGAGCCCUUUGAGUCCUUGGAGAAGCUGCAGGGCCUCUCCAGUGGGGAGAAAGGGGAGAAGGCCAUGUUGCGUUCACGCAUCCAUGAACAAUCUCAACUGAUCUGCAUCCUGAAGAAGCGAGCAGAUGACCAGCUCUUGCGUUGCAAAGCCCUCGAACAGCUCAACAUAGAGCUGGAGGAGAUGAGGAUGGCAGAUGCCCUCAGACUGGAGAAUCAGACCCGGCGCAUCCAACAGCUGGAAGAGCGCUUUAUGGACUUGGCUGCCAACCAUGAGGAGAUGAUCCAUUUCAAAGACGAACACAAACGUCAGAACACACAGCUGAGGGAAGAAAACCGGCGCCUGCGUCAAGAGAACCAAAAUCUCUUCAGCCAACCUUUGAAAGAGAAAGAAGCAGAGCUGGCCCAGCUCACUUCUCAGCUGGAGACACUCUCUAAGGAAAUGGCGUCUUUAAAGGAAAGUUACAAAGAGGACAGCCAGCGUGCUCAGGAACGAGAGAAAAAGUUUCUGGAAGCUCAAAGCCAACACGCCAGAGUCCAUGCUGAGGAAAUGAAGUCCUUGGGAUGCCAACUGGAAAUCUUUAAGGAGAAGCACCAUCAUGUCACUGAGAAACUGAAACAAGCAGAAAAGCAGCUAAGGGAAACCGACAACAAUGUGCAAACCAGGCUGGAAAAGCUGACUAAGGAGAAAGAGGAGUUGCUGAAGUUGGCUAUGGAUCGAGGCAAGGCACUGCAGGAAAAGCAAUGGGAGAUACUGCAACUAGAGAAGAAGGCGGAAGAGAUGGAGAAAGCCAAACUGGCAGCUGAACAGCACUUUGAGACUGAGGCUGCAUUGGUAAACAGUAAUCUCCGGGUUCGGGACCUUCACCAUCGACUGGAUGGAGCACAACAAGCCUAUGCUGAACUCCAGAUGCAGUUUGAAGCUUACAAGAAGCACAGCACAGAGCUGCUUACUAAGGAGAAAGAGUUAAAUGCCAAACUGCGUCAUUUCAUGGCGUAGUCAGUGGGACUUUGUCACCUGUAAGCUUUGCUACUAGCAUGAUUUUUUGUUGUUGUUAUCUAUAGUCUUUAAAAGAUAAAAAUAAAGCAAGC
Messenger RNA from Sceloporus undulatus (fence lizard), 1515 nucleotides. Its product is annotated as coiled-coil domain-containing protein 89-like. NCBI's taxonomy places the organism in Eukaryota, Metazoa, Chordata, Lepidosauria, Squamata, Phrynosomatidae. The record is from RefSeq and is a predicted model, not a curated record. The transcript is spliced from 2 exons. The coding region runs from base 341 to 1423 and encodes 360 amino acids.